Messenger RNA from Oncorhynchus kisutch (coho salmon), 4422 nucleotides. RefSeq names its product oocyte zinc finger protein XlCOF6.1-like. Gene Ontology annotation, cellular component: nucleus. Bases 18 to 1709 code for a protein of 563 amino acids. The record is from RefSeq and is a predicted model, not a curated record. Gene Ontology annotation, biological process: regulation of transcription by RNA polymerase II; embryo development. NCBI's taxonomy places the organism in Eukaryota, Metazoa, Chordata, Actinopteri, Salmoniformes, Salmonidae. The transcript is spliced from 5 exons. Gene Ontology annotation, molecular function: RNA polymerase II cis-regulatory region sequence-specific DNA binding; DNA-binding transcription factor activity, RNA polymerase II-specific.
CACUUUCUGACUCAGGUAUGAGGCCGGUAACAUCAACAGUGAGAACAAACCCAGCCUGCCUCUCUCCUUCCACACGGAGUCCAAAACUACAGUCACUGGGUCCUGAUAAUGACAGUGGAGGCCAGUUUUUACAGCAGGAUCCAGAGAUGGCAUCAGUGAAGCUGGAAGACUGCACUCAAACCCUGGAGCUGAAUGUCAACAUUAAAGAUGAAGAGGAGGAGGAGAAGAUUGGGAAAUCUGUUUCUCAUGGACGACUAGAAUUAAGUCUGAAGCCGGUAACAUCCACAGUGAGGACAAACCCAGCCUGCCUCUCUCCUUCCACACUAAGUACAAACCUACAGUCACUGGGUCCUGAUUGUGACAGUGGAGCCCAGUUUGCUCUGCAGGAUCCAGAGAUGGCAUCAGUGAAGCUGGAAGAGUGCAGUCAAACACUGCUGAAUGUCAACAUGAAAGAUGAAGAAGAGGAGGAGAAGAUUGGGAAAUCUGUUUCUCAUGGACGACUAGAAUUAAGUCUGAAGCCGGUAACAUCCACAGUGAGGACAAACCCAGCCUGCCUCUCUCCUUCCACACUAAGUACAAACCUACAGUCACUGGGUCCUGAUUGUGACAGUGGAGCCCAGUUUGCUCUGCAGGAUCCAGAGAUGGCAUCAGUGAAGCUGGAAGAGUGCAGUCAAACACUGCUGAAUGUCAACAUGAAAGAUGAAGAAGAGGAGGAGAAGAUUGGGAAAUCUGUUUCUCAUGGUACAGCCAGAAGAGGACUGGCCACCCCUCUGGGAGACCAUGUUGAGACAUUCUCUACAUCCAGAGAGAAACAGCAGGAAGAUCAUGGAGCUAAGAGGUCUCACCACUGCCCACAUUGUGAGGAGAUUUUCCCAAUUCUAUCAAAGCUAAAAAUACACCUAAAAAUACACACAGGAGAGAAUCCGUAUUCCUGUACUGACUGUGGGAAGAGAUUCACAACAUCAGGGAAUCUGACAGUUCAUCAGAGAGUGCACACUGGAGAGAAGCCUUACUCCUGCCCUGACUGUGGAAAGAUUUUCUCUCGACUGAGCCACUUAAAAAGACAUGAACAUAUACAUACAGGAGUGAAGCCUUACUCUUGCUCUGACUGUGUUAAAUGCUACACAACAUCAGCUGAGCUAAAACUUCAUCAGAGAGUGCACACUGGAGAGAAGCCUUACUCCUGCUCUGACUGUGGAAAGAGUUUCUCUCGACAGGGUUUUUUAAAAGCACAUGAACUUAUUCAUACAGGAGUGAAGCCUUAUUCCUGCUCUGACUGUGGGAAGAUUUUCUCUCAACUGGGCAACUUAAAAACUCAUGAACGUAUACAUACAGGAGUGAAGCCUUACGCCUGCUCUGACUGUGUCAAAUGCUUCACAACAUCAACUGAGCUAAAAGUCCAUCAGAGAACACACACAGGUGAGAAGCCUUACUCCUGCUCUGACUGUGGAAAGAGUAUCUCUCUACUGUGCAACUUAAAAACACAUGAACGUAUACAUACAGGAAUGAAGCCUUACUCCUGCUCUGACUGUGUAAAAUGCUUCACAACAUCAGCUGAGCUAAAGGUUCAUCAGAGAACACACACAGGUGAGAAGCCUUACUUCUGCUCUGACUGUGGAAAGAGUUUCUCUCAAAUGUGCCACUUAAAAAGACACCAAGGUAAACAUAAAGGAGAGAAGCCUUACCACGGAUCUGACUGUAGAAAAUGAUUUUAAAAAGCUGAGCUAAAAGGUCAUCAGAGAACAGACACAGGAGAGAAUCCUUACUUCUGCUCUUAAUUUGGCAAGAGUAACUAAAGUAAAAGUAUAUGGGUAUUUGGUUGUAAAUAUACCUUAGUAUCAAAAGUCAUCUUGAUAAGUGCAUGAAUUGGACCAUUUUCUGUCCUGCUAAUCAUAAAAAAUAAAGUUGAGUACUUGUGUGUCAGGGAAAGUGUAUGGAGUUAAAAGUAUUAUUUACUCUAGGAAUUUAGUGAAAUAAAAGUAAAAGUUGUCAAAAAUAUAAAUAGUAAAGUACAGAACUACUUAAGUAAAAAUUAGCUAUAAGUACUUUACACCACUGCAUGCAUCCAUGCCAUGUGGUGGUGUGGGGUGUGUUUUCAGGGCACACAUUGGGCCCCUUGAUAAAAGUUGAGUAAUGUUUGAAUGCCACAGAAUAUCUAAACAUCAUUGCCAAUCAGGUGCAUCCCUUCAUGGCAGCAGUGUAUCCAUCUGCAAAUGGAUUCUUUCAGCAGGAUAAUGUCUUAUUCCACAAGGUUUGUCCAGGAAUGGUUUCAAGAACAUUACUUCUUUGUGCAUCUGUGGGAGGAGAUGGAACGAGCUAUUCAGAGUAGAUCCACUCCCAGCCAACUUGACACAAUUGUAGGAAGCAUUGGAGUCCACAUGGGCCAGCAUCCCUGUGGAAAGCACUCAACACCUUGGACAGUCUAUGCCCCGACGAUUUGAGGCUGUUCUGAGGCCAAAGGGGGGUGCAACUCAAUAUUAGGAAGGUGUUUCAAAUAUUUUGUACUAGGGAUGCACCGAUAUGAAAUUUUUGGCCAAUAAGAUAUCCAAUAUUUUCCUUGCCAACAAACUACACCGAUAUUUAAAAUGUUAAAAUCUUUUAAGCAUUCUAAUAGAGUUAAAUAGUUAAAACACGGACGCAGAGUGUCACUUACAGUCCCUGGUUUGAAUCACAUCCGGACGUGAUUGAGAGUCCCAUAGGGCUGCGCACAAUUCGCCCAGCCUCGUCCGGGGUUGGUCGUUAUUGUAAAUAAGAAUUUGUUCUUAACUAAUUUGCCUAGUUAAGUAAAAGUUACACACCACAAACCACACCGACCAAAAAGUUAUUUUGUUGGCAUUUACGUAUGUCCCCAUUACCAGUAAAACAUAAUCAAAACCGAUUUAUUUCACUUGCUGUAUGUACUGUUUCGUUGUUCAGUCGUUUCAUUCUCAACCAGGAUUUCAUCAUUCAUGUCAAGCAGUGAAGUUUCAGCUCUGUCUGUCCGUAGCCUCUCUUCCUCAUGUGCUCUUUCACUGUGUCCGUUUCCAUCUUGUCCAGCUGUUUAUGUACCAUGUAACAUAAACCCUGUUACUUGUCUGCAUCGAAGUAGCGGUCCUUGUACCGAGUAUGAUGGCGACACAGUAAAGAGACUCAGAGAGAAUGCCAUCGAAUCGCUUGUUCACAGCAUCGAGUACUUUUGUUAGUUAACUGCCGACACACACAGUGGGGUUUUGUUGAGCAGGGGUUUCAAUGCCAUGACAGAGGGUAUCACGUCUGCUGCAGGCGCAGUUGAUUAGCUUAUUUCUCGAGACAGUUGUUGAAUUGGCGCUAGGAGUGUGUUCAUGUUUCCAAGUUUCAAACACUUUGGAAAUGGCAGCAGCGGUAUGAGAACCAGCACAUUCUUGAACAUGCAAUACUGCUUUCUUCAGUACGAAAUCCUCAUCGACCCACUGUGCUGUCAGACUCAGUAUGCUCGUGGGGCUGACAUCGCUGGUCCAAAUAUCAGUUGUGAAGCUAAUAGUAGUGACACCCAUAGAUGUGCGUUUUAACAAUUCUGUGUAACUCCGGUAGGUCACCGUCUGAAAAAUACUGUGUUCUGGGGAUUGACCAGUCGGCGAAAGCCAACGUCAUCCACGACAGAGGACGGUUGAUUGUCAAGGGCAACGAAUGUCAUUAUCUUGGCGUUAAUGGAUUUCGCCUUUGAGUUGUCUCGCUGAAAUGUUCUUACUCUUUUCAAAUGACUGCUUGACUUGAACUUGUUUAGUUGUUGGAAGUGUGCACUUAGUCUUUUUUUCUGUUUAGGGCUGUAUUUUUCGUGGCGUCAUCUAUCCACGUUAUAUAGGUAUGCAUGUCAGCUUUAAUUAACAUUGGUUUUGCACAUCGGUGUUAAAUUAAACAUCGGGCCGAUGUUGGCAUUUUUAGCUAAUAUCGUCAGAUUCCGAUAUGCUCAACGAUAUAUUGUGCAUCCCUAUCCGUGUAUAUCAUAUAAAGAUGGUGUAAUGAUCAGUUUUUAGCAUUAGUUUGGGUGGAUUAUUUUACAACUUUUGUGUAAUGAUGAACAGGCUAUGAAUCAACUACUUGUGUUUAUUAAAUUGUAUUUUAAUACUAUAUUCAUUAUUGUAGUCAUUGAUGAUGAAUGUAUUUGAAUAACUGUGUUGAAGUUAAUUGAUCUGGUGGCAGGUAGCCUAGUGGUUAAAAGUGUUGGGCCAGUAACCGAAAGGUCACAGGUUUGAAUCCCAAGCCGAUUAGGUGAAACAUCUGUCAUUGUGCCCUUGAGCAAAGCAAUUAACACUUAUUUGUCCAGUAUGUCUCUCUGGAUAAGAACAUCUGCUAAAUGACAAUAAUGUAAUUAAAAAUUAUGUUUGUACAUGAAUUUAUGCUGGGCAACCUCUUUUCUCUUGUGUAUAAUUAAAUUAAAUAAACUGUUUGAAGUGAAAUACUGUA